AUGCUCCGGUCAUGUCUCCGUCGCGGGACGCUCCGCACUCUCAGCGUACGGCCUUUGAACCCUGCCCUGUCCUUCCCUAGGGCCUACUCCACGCCAACCCAAGAGCGAGUCCCCCUUCGCAAACAACUCAAGCAGGAAGCCAAAUUCCUCCGAUCACACAAGAAGCAACGCAAGGAGGAUGAGGAAGCAUCCCGGCAAGAAUGGGAGUUGACUGUGGGCGUGGAGAUCCAUGCGCAGCUAGACACAGAGGCUAAAUUGUUCUCUCCUGCAACGUCGACGAGCGACAUCCCCAAUUCCAAUGUCGCCUUAUUUGACUUGGCGUUCCCGGGUACCCAACCGGAAUUCCAAAUCGCAACCCUUCUCCCCGCUCUGCGAGCGGCCAUCGCCCUGAACUGCGAGAUCCAGCCCGUCAGUCGAUUUGACCGGAAACACUAUUUCUACCAGGAUCAGCCGUCGGGAUACCAGAUCACCCAAUACUAUGAACCCUUCGCCCGAAACGGAUACGUCGAUCUAUAUGCCUACGAUGGAAUUGCGCCGGAAGAUGGGGACCGUGUCCGCAUCGAUAUCAAACAACUCCAGCUGGAGCAGGACACGGCCAAGUCCCAGGAGUAUCCGCCUACGACACAGCUGCUAGAUUUCAACCGUGUGUCGCAUCCUCUCAUUGAGAUUAUCACCAUGCCUCAAAUCCACACACCUGCCACCGCCGCAGCCUGCGUUCGGAAACUUCAGUCCAUUGUACAGUCAUGCGGUGCGGUAACUACGGGGAUGGAAUUGGGUGGUCUUCGUGUCGACGUGAACGUAUCAGUCCGCCGCCGGGACGCAGCUGCCGGCCAACAUCACUACAACGGCAUCAGCGGGCUAGGCCAGCGGACCGAGAUCAAAAACUUGAGCAGUUUCAAGGCCGUGGAGGACGCUAUCAUUGCCGAGAAGAACCGCCAGAUCGGGGUCCUGGAGAGCGGCGGUGUCAUCGAAGGAGAAACGCGAGGAUGGACCAUUGGCAGCACGGAAACCCGCAGGCUGCGUGGCAAAGAAGGCGACGUUGAUUAUCGCUACAUGCCCGACCCGGAUAUUCCUCCUUUGAUCAUUGGACAGGAUCUACUCGCCAAUCUGAACAGCACCCUCCCGACAUCCCCAGACUCUCUUAUUACCCUACUCGUUGGUGCCGAACACAGACUGAGCAUCGACGAUGCCAAGCCCCUAAUCGAGUUGGAUGACGGAGCCCGCCUCGAAUACUACCACGAUGUGGUGGAAGCCCUACACACUCUCCAGGCAGACCAAGAUACCGCCACGCGCGCCAGCCUUGGUCGGUCAGUGGGCAACUGGGUCCUGCACGAGCUCGGCGGGCUUCUUACCAAAUCAGACCGCGCCUGGGACGCAGAGAUCGUUCCGGCGCAGUCCCUAGCGCACCUCAUCGACGAGCUCCAGCGCAAGCGGAUCACCGGGCCGACCGCCAAGCUGGUUCUGGCCACUAUCUUCGACGGUGAUCGUCGUCCGGUGUCUCAGAUUCUCGAGGAAGAGAACCUCCUGCUGCGCCCAUUGUCCCGCGAGGAAUACGUGGCGCUGGCGCAGUCGGUUAUGGCGCUUAACCCACAAAUGAUUGAGCAGAUCCGCAGCAAAAAUCAGCUUGGGAAAUUAGGCUGGUUCGUGGGCCAGAUGAUGCGCACCGGGGAGAAGGGCCGCGUCGAGGCUCCUAAGGCCGAGGAAAUCCUCAAGGAGCUCAUUCUAGGGCCGGCUGUGUAG
Molecule: messenger RNA, 1740 nt
Organism: Penicillium olsonii
Lineage: Eukaryota; Fungi; Ascomycota; Eurotiomycetes; Eurotiales; Aspergillaceae
Source: the annotation of a GenBank genome assembly